Vicugna pacos (alpaca) is the source of this 7701-nucleotide messenger RNA. The record is from RefSeq and is a predicted model, not a curated record. NCBI's taxonomy places the organism in Eukaryota, Metazoa, Chordata, Mammalia, Artiodactyla, Camelidae.
ACUGAUCCAAUUUUAAAUGUUCUUAUGGGAUCUCAGAUGAUUUAGAAUGUAUAUUUACUUUUAUGUGAGCAUAGGUAUUGUAAGACCCAAUGUGGUUUCUUAGAAGAAAUAAAGUUACACACUAAGUCAUUUUUCAGAACUUACUCUGAUGGGUAUAAUGGGAUUUAACAGUGACAUGGAUAAUGGAUAAAUAGAAUCAGCACAUGGCUAUAUUUUGAACACGCUUUUAUUUACACAUCUCUCUCUGGGGUGCAAUGUAUCUGAAACAAAAUGGUGAACCCACAUUGUAAAGAAGAGGCUGAACAAGGAAAGCAAACUAGAUACAUCAUUUGGCCUCUUCCUCAUUCUUUCCUGGCCCCGGUUUGUUCCUGCUCUUCACUCUUAGAACCCCUGAAGUCUGAGAGCGAAGCUAAGCAGGAACUUAAAAGAAUCAACUAUAAACUUGGUUUCCUUUCUUUCUUGUGCUUAUGUUCAACCUCUCUCUUGGGUUGGGGAGGAAAUUAAACAAUUUUAUUUAAACCCCUUGUCUGAGUUCCAGGCUGUUUAGGAAAAGACAAAUAGGAAAUUAAGGAAUUAAGAGAUUAUUUUAUAGAUGACUCUGCUACACACUAUAAGCAAAAUAAACUACCACUGGUGACUUGAGAGUUACGUCCCAGGAGUGGAGAUGCCUUGCUUCUUUGUUCUAGGCAAUAAACUCCUUGUAAUAUUUUCUUCCAGCCAUAGAAGACGAGUUUGACUUUGCUCUAGGAAAGCAAACUCCAGCAUUUCUAAAGAAGUGUGUUUGCUACAUUAGGAAAAUUGCUAACAUUGAGCGUUUCGUGAAAAUCCCAGAGAUGGGAAAAUACAUGGAUAUAACAGGAGCAGAACCAAGGAUUAUUCGGGACCCAGAAGCCCAAGAGAAGCUGGUAAAACUCAGGGAUGAAUUUAUUCCUACCAUCGUUGCAUCAUCCAAUCUGAGAGUGUACACAUCUGUUACUCAUUGUGACAUGAAACUAGGCUACUCCCAAGAAAUAGAAAAUCAUUACAUAGAAGGACUCGGUAAACAAUUUUAUGAGGACAUGAUUGACAUAAUUCAGGCAACAGUGCAACAGAACUUUGACACGGAAACUGAUACACUCUACGAUGAAAUCCUUCAGCAUUCAUCAUUAUGUAAAACAUACGCCUCCUUCUAUGAGUACAAAUGUGAAUCUCUAAACAUAGUGCAUAAGUACAUUCUUCCAAGCAAGACCGGGCACAUCAACCCUCUUAUUAUAUAUGGUGGACCAUGCACGGGGAAGACCCUUCUGCUCGCCGAAGUAGCAAAGAAGGCUUAUGGCUGGCUACAUGAAGACACAGGACCAGAAUCGGACCCAGUCGUAGUCGUGCGAUUUCUAGGAACCACAGACAUGAGUACUGAUCUCAGGACUCUCCUCGUAAGUGUUUGUGAACAGUUGGCAGUUAACUACCGGUGCCUGGUUCAGAGCUACCCCAAGAAGAUCCAUGACCUCCGUGACUUAUUUAUCAACCUUCUGAAUGAGUCUUCGCUGCAGAGGCCUCUCGUGGUGAUAUUCGAUGCCCUGGAGCAACUGUCGGACAGCGACGAGGCCAGGAAGCUCUGGUGGCUCCCGGCUCACCUUCCCCGCUUCGUCCGGAUCGUCCUCUCCACGCUGCCCAACAAACACGGGAUCCUGCAGAAGCUACGGUGCCUUAUCCAUGCAGAAGACAACUACAUCGAGCUGGUUCCGCGGGACAGGAAGAUGUGCAGCCAGGUGCUCAAACACCAGCUGCUGCGGGUCAAGAGGAAGGUCACGUCAGGCCAGCAGAUUUACGUGAACAAUGCCUUCUCCAAGUGCACGCUGCCCAUGUUUGUGAACCUGACCUUCAGGGAGGUGAGACAUUGGCGAUCUCACAGAGACGUCGAUGAGUCCUCGCUCUCUGUCACCGUCCAUGAAAGCAUAGAGCAGCUCUUCUGGUCCUUGGAAAAGAAAUGUGGGCAGAAACUAGUCUGCCGGGCUCUUGGUUACAUCACCAUGGCCAAAAUGGGUUUGAGUGAAAUGGAGCUGGAGGAUGUGUUGGCCCUCGACAACACGGUCAUGAAUGAGCUCAGUGAGUGUGCCAGGCCCAGCAAUCCUCUGAGAGUACCCUAUCUGUAUAUCGCCAGGCUCAAGGAGGGGCUCAGCGGGUACUUAAUUGAGAGACACGUAAAGAACGUCACCCUCCUGGUCUGGGCCAACAGACACCUGCAGCUCAUAGCCCAGAAGCGGUAUCUGCAGGACGGUGGUGACCUGCGUGAAAUGCACACCAUCCUUGCAGACUACUUUCUGGGCGUCUGGUCAGGGGGCAGGAGAAAAGCUUUCUGCCUUGAAGACCCCUACUUGAAUGGCUGCCUUGACUUGGAGAGCAGAAGCCUGCUGGAGGAGGAGAAGCACUUCAUGGAGCAGGCUUCCUUCGACAGGCAGGCCCCUGACCAGCCCUGGGUUUUCCAGUGUAACCCGUUGGAGCCCGACAUCUUUUUCGUCAACCAUCGGAAAAUGUGUGAGCUCCUGUACCACCUGACGAGGUGCGGGAAGACAGAUGACUUGCUCUACGGCAUCAUCAUGAACUUCAGCUGGCUCUACACCAUGACCAAGAUCGGCCAGUUCGACAAAGUACUCUCCGACAUCGAGCUGGCUUACAACUACUCGCAGGAGAAGGAGCUGAAGUUUCUGGCAAGCACCCUCCGCAGCAUCAAAACGAAGGUCGUUGCGUUCCCCGGCUCCCUUUCCGCCGAGCUUCAGCAAAGACUGCUGCCUGUUGUAAGUUCCCUGCCUAAACUCAGACACCUUCUUUUAGAAUGUGACAAAGACGGCCCCAAAUAUUGCUCCAUCGUGCCAUUACAUUCAUCCAUGGACGUGACCUACAGCCCAGAGCGUCUUCCCUUGUCAUCUAGUCACCUGCAUGUCACCGAGAUUCUGCCCACCUCUAACCCCAGUACAGUCCUCACAGCUUUAGAAAAUGGUUCCAUCAGCACGUGGGACGUAGAAACACGUCAACUACUCAGGCAAAUCACGACAGCCCAGUCUGUCAUCCUGGGCAUGAAACUCACCAGUGACGAAAAGUAUCUUGUGGUGGCUACAACAAAUAACACCUUGUUGGUUUAUGAUAAUGUAAAUUCUUGCCUCCUGUCUGAAGUGGAAAUCAAAGGGACCAAACAUGGAAGUGGCUCCACCUACAUCAAUGGAUUUACACUGUCCGUCAAACACGCCCUCGCCUGGCUCGAAGCCAGCAAAGACGUCACUGUCAUCGACCUGCUCUACGGAUGGCCCCUUUACCAGUUCCACUGCUGGUAUGAAGUGACCUGUGUCCAGUGCUCGCUGGAUGGCGCCUAUGCCUUCUGUGGACAGUAUCUGAACACCACCACCAUAUUUCAUUUAGGGAGUGGAGAAAAGUUAUGUACGGUGACAUCUGAAUUUUCGGGUGGGUUUGUGAAGUUCCUUCUUAUCUUGGACACGGCUCAAGAAAUGGUAAUGGUAGACAGUGAGGGAAGCCUCUCUGUUUGGAACACUGAGGACAUCUCCAACCCUCAGCUGACUGAUGACUUUGACUGCCGAAGAGAAGAUAGUGAGGUGGUCAGCAUUGAACUUUCAGAGGACCAGAGUGCAGUUCUGAUCUGUAAAGCCCUCAGCAUUGAGCUCUUAGAUACUGGCAUGUGGAAGGUGGCCGAAAAGUUCAGAGCUAAGCACAACGAACGCUUUAUAUCAGCCGUGCUGUCCAAGAACGGGGACUGCAUCAUCGCGACCAUGGAAAAUACCUCAGCCGUGUUUUUUUGGAGGCGGGACACGGGACAAUGUAUGGCGAGCUUACAGGAGAUCUCAGGAACCAUAGUCAAGCUGGUGAAAUCGAGUCACCACAACAUGCUGCUCUCUUUGUCGACCAGUGGGGUUCUUUCUAUCUGGGACAUAGAUAUCAUCACAGCCAUGUCAAACAUAGAUAAGACUGGAAAACCCAUCCAAAGUCUGGUGUUGCCUGCUAGGGGGGAAAUCAUUUACUCCCUGGAUGGCUCUGAUUGUGUUCAUAAAUGGAACUUCAGCAGUGGGUUCCUUGAAGCAGUAUUUAAGCACGAAGGGAUAGUUGAACACUGUGUGUUGACGUCCUCAGGAGACGUAAUGGUGACAGCGGAUGACAAGAGCAGCCAGUACGUCUGGCACACCAGCAGUGGGGAAAACCUCUUCCGCAUUAAUGGGCAGAGGAUAUCUCAGCUGCUAAUCACACACAAUGACCAGUUCGUGGUCUCUCUCUGUGAGGAAAACGCCUCCAGGGUUUGGAGACUGGCCACGGGCCACAGGGUGUGCAACAUUCUGACCACUCUGCAGAACGCCUUUAUAACCUCUGCAAACACCUUCGUGGUGGGGAUGACCAAAAGCAAGGUGCUGGCAGUCAGCCUUUGGACAGGAAGCAUCACCAAGAAAUUUUGCUGUGAAGACGGCACCACCAUUGUGAAUUUUAAAUUGAUCCCCGACUGUCCAGACAUCAUCGUGUUUAUCACAUCGGCCGAGACGGUGAAUAUCUGGAGUCUGACAGAAGAAGUCAUCUGUCGCCGUGUGCAACUGCCAAACAACUUCCUGAAAAAUCUAGAGGAUUUUGAAAUCUCCCCGAAUGGAAAGCUAGGCAUUAUUUCCAGGGGAGACGAAAACAUCAACGUGCUAGACUUACACAGCGGUAAGUUACGGGUGGUUCACGCCUCUGGGGUCAUCUGGAGGCAGAGGCUGUCUCGAGACGGUCGCUACCUGGUAUACAUUUGUUUCCGAAACGGGGAGGAAGAGGAUGAAAACGGUGCGCUAUCCAGUUUGAUUGUCAUGAGACUGGCCGACGGCAAAAAUAUCGGUGCUUGCUCUCUUUACAAAACACCAACUUUUCUCGCCCUGUCCCAGAGGCACCUGAACAUCAUUGUAGGUUUUGACGACGGGAGCGUAGGGAUAUACACCGUGGUGGACCGCGUGGAUGCCGCGCUGAAAAUUAAAAUCGCCACUUCAAAUAGUAGGCAGAUCUUCAACAGCACGACGCAGGCAUCCAGGCCGAAGUGCCAUCGUUACUGUUUCAAAGUGUCUGUGGAUUGCCUGUGGAGAGAGUCUACUGAGGUCUUUGCAAGAGACAGUCCCAUCACAGUGAGUGACUCCACGGAGCCCAACGAGGCCACGCCCUCCAGGAAACACAACUCUUGCUACGACCGGGUGUGCUCCGCCCUGGAAUCCAGGGGCCCCGGCUAUGCCCCUGACAACUGACAAAUGUUUUUCCUGCUCACAUAUAUAAAGAAAGAAAAAUCUUCUGUAUCGCAGAUGAUAAACCAGUCAUUCUUAAAAAACAGGAAAGAUGCUAGAGGUCCAGUAUUAAUUAUUAGUGUGCUCAUGAAAUGUACAGAUGCGUGAAAUUGCGUUUAGGUUUUGUUGUUUUUUUUUUUUUUUUUGGUCAAAGCUUAUCCAGGAAUAAAGUCUUGACAGAGAAUUUCUAGAAAUCACAUUUACAUGGCUACGUCACCUGGAAGUUAGAGGGUAGUUUUGAAAUUAACUGUGCGGGAAGAAGCAUCUUAACUCAUCCCAUUAUGCAGAUGAGAGAGGAGCGAGCUACAUACGGACCAUUUGGACUGGAGCUAGCUCUACAGGAAAUGAUCGAAAUUGUGAAAUUGCUGCUUGACUUCAAAUGAUUGUGUGGAUCACUAAACACAGCCUUAAUCUCUCCUUACAUUUUACGAUCCUGACAACUGUGUAAAUCCAGUCUGCAGAGGGAAGGUCUAAAGGUGCAAAAUAACGUAACAAAAUGGCCCAGGUGUGCCCGCAGUUUCCCGAGAGAAAGGACGUGAAGGGCGAGGCCGCAGGCUGGACUGGGACAAGAGCUCCCUACCACUGUCACAGGGCUAUUGAACAUGCAGCCGUCUUCUUUCAGAUACAGUUGUGACAACUGCAUGCAAGGGUUUCUGUAUAACAGAACAUCCGGUUUUUAACCUAUUUCCUGGGCUGCAAAAGAACACUUUUAAUAAGAAACCACAAUCUUUUCAUGUCUUUUUGAAAUGCCCAUUUGUGCUGGGUGUAAAGAAGAGUUGCAGGAAAGGGCAUUACAGAUUCAGUCAAAACACCUGUUCAUUUCUGUCAUUGUACUAACAACAGUCUGUGCAAUAGAAAUCGGUUGUUCAGAAGCGUAAAUUAUUUCCUAGGCCCCUGCAGUAAAUCUUAGUAGAAGGAAAGCUUUCUUGACUUGCCAUCUAUGGAAUACGGAUGACAUCUGCCUUACUCUCAUUCCUCCUCUGUCCUGUGUAAAACGCAGAUAGAUGACCAAAUACUCUGGGACAAACUGAAUAUUCCUGUCUUUGUGCUAAAAUAUUCCACAGAUCUUAAGGGUGUCCAAAGGCUCUUAUUGUCCCUGUGUGAAAUUACUGUCUUACUUCUACUCACUCUAUGUGUACAUCCUUCUUGAUCUGUCUCCCUUUCUGCCUAAGGACUCUUCGGAGCCUUUCAUAGUCUUAUCUGUUUCAAAGCAGAAGCUGUGAAAUGGUAUUCGAUGUUUUUUAAAAGCUACUUUACCUAUUUAGAAGAAAAUAUUACAUCCCAAAAGGGGAACGUGAUUUUCUUCCUUCCAUAUUCUCCUCAUGGCAUGUCCCUGGAUAACUCUCCAAAGGGUGUCAGUAGUGAUGGUUUGGUUUGGUUUGGUUUGGUUUGAAAGGGCCAGUGGUGACUUGUGUAGGCAGAAUAAUGAACAAGGAACUGACUUGCUUUCAGUCCAGCUCCACCUUGAACUCAUCAACUAUCCGUAGGUAGAUCCUUAACCUCCCAAAUGUAUUGUUUUUGUAAACUGCAGAAUAAAGGUAGUGAUAGCUUCUGCUGUUGCCCUCAUAGGGAUGUUGGGGAGAAACAUGAGAAAAAAGGAGCAUGACAUCUUAAUUGUUAAUGCUAAUGGAAGAAACAAAGUGAUCUAACCUAUAGGGAAUCCAAGUCAACUGUAUUUCACUUUGGAAAGCAAUUUGACACAUAAGCAUACAGAGAUGUGAUUCAGAUAUAAACACCCCACUUGUUGGUGAAAGACUUUUUCAGUAUGUUCCUCCUGGCCUAGCUACCAGCCGGGGAGGUGGAAGCUCAGAGAAGGCUCAGCCCAUGUACAGAUCACCUGGAGUAGAUUGUAUGAAUCAGUGCUUUUUUUAGCUCUUCGAGGCAACACAUUCUUAUUCUUGUCCUUAUCAGUUGGACCUCUGUGCUACACAUUUCUCAGAUAAUAUGCCUAGGUGGAUUAAAUGUAGUGUGUGAAUGUUCUAUGUAACAGCCAAUAGAGUUUAACAAGUGACUUGAAUGAUUUUUUCCUAACUUGUUUGCAACUGAUAGCUCAUAUUGAAUGUUUUUAUGUAAACUUUGUAUUGUUGGGAAGAAUUGCCCAAUCAGAGAUUUAUAUUUUCAUAAAUGUUACAUUUAGUUAAAUUUUGUUACAGAGUUGUUACACUAGAAAAUUAUUGCAGUCUUCAAACAAUGUACAGUCUUGUGUAUGUAUUGUUUGUAUGAAUAAAAGAUAAAUGGCUUAGAUUUGCAUGGUGUUUGUUUUUCUCCUCCAACUUUGGCAGAUGUAGUUAAGAGAUCUUCAGUAAAAAUAACAAUAAUUAUUCCUGUACAUGAAGCAUUUUUUUGGAGCUUUGCGUGUAUUAAGCCACGCAAUCUUCACAGCAGCCAUAUGAGGUAGGUACUGUAUUCCAAAUGUACAGAUGAA